GGACCAGAGUGUACAGCCCCCCGGAAUGGAUCCGCUAUCACCGGUAUCAUGGCAGGUCAGCAGCAGUCUGGUCUCUGGGGGUCCUGCUGUAUGACAUGGUCUGCGGGGAUAUCCCCUUUGAACAUGAUGAGGAGAUUGUUAGGGGCCAGGUCUACUUCCGACAGAGGGUCUCUCCAGAGUACCAGCACCUCAUUAAAUGGUGUCUGGCCUUGAGGCCCUCUGACAGACCAUCCUUUGAAGAUCUUCUAAAUCAUUCUUGGAUGCAAGAUGUCCUCUUGCCACAGAAAACAGCAGAGAUCCACCUGCACAGUCUAAUUCAGGAGUCUGGCAAAUAGCAGCUCCUCUCAUCCAUUGGGUGUAAAAGAGAAAACUCUCACCAGUGACUGUCUGCCUGUUACAUGGGAACAUUCAUAUCUCAUUCCAGAGCUCAGCUAACUGGAGAAUCUUCUGAGAGGCUGGAGGUUACCAUCCAUCCCAGGUGGACUGGUCUUGAACUCGUUAGGUCCUGCCUUACUUGAUGUCUUGCCAGUAGACUUUUUUGAUGUCUUAUGGGCACAUCCAUGAGUGUCCCUGACCUGCUGAGUCCUGGAAUAUGAACUGAGCGAGGACCAGAGAAUUAGCAAGAACGGUUCACUAGGGGAAACUGGCUGUGGAGGGGGAGGGAAGGUACUGAUUUGAAUAGCUGUCUUAUUCACUGUGUCACCGUGUUCUGAGUGCCUUCAGUUGCGAUCUGGGCUGUGCUGGGGGAAAUACUUGAAUCUUCCUACACCUCUGCUUCUCCAAGAUUCACCUGGGUUUAUUUUAUAUUCCCCUUUUUAAGGAACAGGUCAGAAGCAGCCACGGGUGAAACCAAUGCACCCUGGCUAGUUGUUUCCAAGGUAUGCUGUUAGUGGGAACUUUCCUUCCUCAGCUCUUUGCUUUGAGCCUCAGAAGCCAGAGCGUCCUCACAGAUGCACAAACAAUGCAACCCAAUAGAGCUGUAAAUGUGUACCGAAUUAUACAGGAGCGAAGCUUGGUGUACAGAGGAUUGUAGUUUAUAAUGGUAACGUUUUUACUUUUUUGUUUUUAACUUAUUUUCAGGGGUUUGGGUUAUUUUUUGUUUUUUUUUUUAAGGAAAAUGUCCUAACCUGUAGGAUAACUUAUUUAUUUAUUUAUGAAUCAUGUGGGUUCAGGGCCCAUGCCUGGCUUCCAUAGCUGCUGAUCUGGUUUCCAGUUGGGGUCCCCCCUCCCCUGACUGCACUCCCUUCUUAGAAUGCUCUGUUAAUGUCUCACCACUGUGUGGAGUGGCCGACCGCUUCCCAGCUGUCUGUAAAUAGUUCCGGCUGCCGGUGUUCCUCUUCCACGCGUGUGUUCAGUUGUUUUAAAGGCAUUUCCACGGGUAUUUGUCUGGGCUUGGGGGGACGUCAUGUGCGCAUGUGUAUAUAGCACUGGUUUUGCCGAGCUGUCGGGGAAGGUACCCUGGACUCCAACACUGUCAAGCCUGUAUAUGUAAUCAGUGUGUAGUCUGCUGCUUUUGUUAAUAGUUAAUAUUGUACAGGGGAAUUCAGAAAUCCUAUUUUUUUUAUACAUGCGGUUUUAAAUAAAAAUGAAUCACUUGA
Messenger RNA from Terrapene triunguis (Three-toed box turtle), 1598 nucleotides. Its product is annotated as serine/threonine-protein kinase pim-1-like. Gene Ontology annotation, biological process: protein autophosphorylation. The transcript is spliced from 2 exons. Lineage: Eukaryota; Metazoa; Chordata; Testudines; Emydidae. The annotation marks the transcript as partial. The record is from RefSeq and is a predicted model, not a curated record. Gene Ontology annotation, cellular component: cytoplasm. Gene Ontology annotation, molecular function: protein serine/threonine kinase activity; ATP binding.